Oryza sativa Japonica Group (Japanese rice) is the source of this 1194-nucleotide messenger RNA. The record is from RefSeq and is a predicted model, not a curated record. NCBI's taxonomy places the organism in Eukaryota, Viridiplantae, Streptophyta, Magnoliopsida, Poales, Poaceae.
CAUCACUCACAACCACAUCACAUCCAAAGCUCGAUCCCCAGCUCUCUCUCUCUCUCACCACCAUGGCCGGCAUCAACUGCUCCAUUGUCCCCUGCAGCGCGCUCAUGGAGGGGAAAGAAUUCAACUUCUCCAACCUCUACCUUCACCACACCUAUGGCGGCCCGAAGCCGAACCAGUCGACGAUCAUAAACAAUAAUGGUUCUACCGGGCUGGGAAUGACGGCUGUCAACAAUUGGGCGGUGUACGAUGGACUUGGUAGUGAUGCCAAGGUUGUUGCCCAUGCACAUGGCCUGCAUAUCUAUGCUGGCCUUAGUCGCCAUAAUUCCUUCAGCUUGGUAUUUGAGAAUGAAAGGCUUAAGGGAUCCACCCUCCAGGUGAUGGGAGUACCUGUUGAAUGUGGUGAGUGGGCUAUUGUUGGGGGAACAGGGGAGUUCAUUAUGGCAUCUGGUGUCAUCUACAAGAAGGUGCAUGAGCGAAGAUCCGAGGGUAACAUCAUUGAACUUACAAUCCAUGGGUUUUGCCCCAGUCUGAAAGGCACAAAGUGCCUUCCCACCAAGGUUGGGCCAUGGGGUGGAAAUGGAGGGACACCUCAAGAUAUCACAGAGACUCCAAAGCGUCUAGAAUCCAUCACAAUACGCAGUGGCGAGGUUGUUGAUUCAAUCUCAUUUAGCUACUUUGAUCAAGCUGGUCAGAAGCGCGUGGCUGGCCCAUGGGGCGGUCCUGGUGGGAAUCUCAACACGAUCGAAUUGUCCAGUUCAGAAUUUCUGAAGGAAGUUUCCGGAACAUUUGGCACAUACUACGGAUCCAAUGUCAUAACAUUUAUUAAAUUUGUCACAAAUGUAAAAACAUAUGGGCCAUUUGGGAAGCAGAACGGAACCCCUUAUAUCCCCGUGCAGAACAACAGCAGUGUUGUAGGUUUCUUUGGGCGCGGCGGGAAGUACCUCGACGCAGUUGGCGUCUACGUGCAUCCGCUCUAACUUCCCGUGUUUGAGCUCAUGGUGUCUUAAUUUGCUGCGACAAUUGGUUUAUAAUAAACUUGGGAAAAAUCCUCGUUUGCAUGUACUGUGACGAUGGAUAUCCCUUUUUAGCUGGAGUGCUUGAUCUGAAUUUGCACUCCUUCUGUCAGUGUCUCAGUUUGUUGCACGCAGCAAUAAUAAAGAUCUGGAUUAAUUAAAGAUUGAUUUUGUUACUGAA